UUCCCUUUUCUCUGUUGUUGUUGUUAUUCGCUUUUUCAAAGAUGAUAUUUUCUGGAGAACUGUUUACUUACAAUGACGAGAAAAGGUUGACAGCCUUUGAAAGCGGCCGUUGUUCUUCUUCUGGCUUCUUCAACAAAGUAGUCGUGUUUAUUAGUGGAUUAGGAGACGGAUUUAACGCAGUUCCUUUCCUUGAACCACUUUCAGAAAUGCUGUUCAAAAAUCAGUGGGGCUUAGUUCAGGCUCAAUUAAGCUCGAGUUAUCAAGGCUUUGGCACAAGCAAUUUGCAAACAGAUAGUGAAGAGUUGGACAGUCUUGUAAGCCAUUUGAAAAACCAACGACAUAAAGACAGUAUUGUAUUUUUGGGUCAUUCUACAGGUAGCCAAGACUGUUAUUGGCAUAACAAGAAUGGCAAACACAAUCAGCAUGUAAAUGGGUAUAUAUUACAAGCACCUGUAUCAGACCGACAAUAUUUCGAAGCGAACCUUGAAAACUUUAGAGCAUACGUUGAAAUGGCCACACAGCUAAGCCAAAAGGAAAAUAAGGGGGAAGAAUUAAUGCCUCGUAAGGCAUUGGAUGGCGUUCCAAUCACCGCCAACCGAUUUUUUUCACUUACUGCUGUUGGUGGUGAUGAUGACGUCUUUUCCACUGAUUUCACUAAGGAGCGCAUAGCUCAAUUGUAUGAAAAUGUGAAGAGACCUAUUUGCUGGGUCUAUUCUGAAAACGAUGAAUAUUACGUACCAACAAGCGAGGCAAGUCAAUCUGAUGUGAUGAAAAGAUACCAAGACGUCUGCCCAGCCAUCAAGGAAACUCAUAUUAUCGCUAAAGGAGAUCACUCUAUUACCCUUAAAGAAUCUCAAACUCAAUUCUGUCAAGUUGUAGAGACAUUUUUGAAACGCCUUGACAGCUACGCAUAAAUUUUUGCCAUAAAAAGUAAUUGUAGAAAAAGAAAAAAGGGGGAGCUGCUCUAGAAUUGUUCAUUCCUC
Mycotypha africana is the source of this 983-nucleotide messenger RNA. RefSeq lists its product as uncharacterized. The record is from RefSeq and is a predicted model, not a curated record. The coding region runs from base 42 to 914 and encodes 290 amino acids. Lineage: Eukaryota; Fungi; Mucoromycota; Mucoromycetes; Mucorales; Mycotyphaceae. The transcript has 3 exons.